AUGACUCAUAUUCCUCUUUUUCUUAUGUCAUUAUUAAACUCAAAAAACGUCGUCUUAUCACAAGUUUCAUUUUACAAAAUGACUAUGUUUUUUGAAAACGGUGAAGAACAAUUGAUGACAAAUUUCAUGACACAGUCCUAUGAGGAAAGUACUGGUGAAGACAACUCAUUAUUAUUAAAGUAUGUUCGUCAAUUAUCGAAUUCUUCGACAAUUGAGAAUUUCAAUGAAGUUACCUUGGAUCCUGUCGAUUGGAAAUCAACACGCGAGCAGGCCCAUCGAAUGUUGGAUACUUCAUUGGAUUUUCUAGAAAAUUCUCGUCAAAGACCGGCAUGGCUGCCAUUACCAACUGAAACGCGACAACGUCUUACUACAGAGACUCUACCAAGAGAAGGAAAGUGUUUGAAGGAGGUUUGCGAUGACAUAACCAAUGAUGUUUUACCUUACUGCGGUGGAAAUACUCAUCCAAGAUUUUGGGGUUGGGUUCAUGGAUCAGGAACUGUUGGCGGUUUAAUAGCUGAGAUGAUGACGGCCACAAUGAAUUCUAACGUUGGUCUUUGCAGUCACAGUGGAGUUUUAAUUGAAAGACAAGUUAUUCAGUGGAUGGUGGACUUAUUUCAAUUUCCACACGAAACUUCGGGCGGUGUUAUCGUUAGUGGUACAUCGAUGGCUGCACUCAUGUGCUUAGCUGUUGCACGUUGUCAUACAUUGAGUAAAAUAAGAGAAAAAGGUUUAGUUUCAUUAGGUGUCCAACUAGUGGCUUAUUGCUCGCGAGAAACACAUGUUUGUAUUGCGAAAGCAAUGGAAAUGCUAGGCUUAGGAAACGAAGCUUUACGACUAGUACCGGUUAAUAGUCAGUUUCAAAUAGAUAUUCCAUCACUCAAGUCAAUGAUUGAACGAGAUCGAAAAGAUGGAUUGAUUCCUUUUUGUAUUGUUGGAAAUGCGGGUACUGUUAGUACGGGUGCAUUUGAUGAUCUGAAAUCCCUAUCAAUAAUUGCAAAAGAAAAUCACAUUUGGUUUCAUGUUGAUGGUGCAUUUGGAAGUUUUGUUGUUCUCGAUGAGACUCGUCGAAAUUUAAUUGACGGCUUGAGCGAGGCCGAUUCAUUAGCGUUUGAUUUUCACAAAUGGUUACAUGUUCCAUAUGCAGCUGGAUGUGUUCUAUUGCGAAAUUUUCAAAAACUUCAAGAUACAUUCUCAUCCACACGUCAUUAUUUAACUGGAACAAAACGAGGAUUUGCCGGCGAUAUGCCUUGGUUCUCCGAUCUGAGCAUCGAGCUUUCAAGACCGUGUCGAGCCUUGAAAGUUUGGUUUACAAUCAAAGAACAUGGAAUGAAUAAAUUAGGCCAAACAAUCCAGAACAAUUGUGAUCAAGCACAGUAUUUAGCGAAUUUAUUAAUGAAAUAUGACUUUAUUCAAGUAUUCACUCCCGUUUCAUUGAAUAUUGUUAAUUUUCGAGUGGAACCUCAUGAAUUAAAGCAUAUGGAUUCGAUCACGUUAGAUGCAUUUAACGACGAAAUCGUCAAUGAUUUACAGGAAAAGGGAAUUGCGGUCCCGUCAACAGCAAGAAUUCAUGCUAAGAAUCUAGCAACAACACAAUACGAUCGACUUUACUAUGUCGCAAAUCAGAGAGUAUUAAUCACUUAA
Molecule: messenger RNA, 1641 nt
Organism: Adineta ricciae
Lineage: Eukaryota; Metazoa; Rotifera; Eurotatoria; Adinetida; Adinetidae
Source: the annotation of a GenBank genome assembly